Messenger RNA from Psammomys obesus (fat sand rat), 751 nucleotides. RefSeq names its product sperm motility kinase-like. The record is from RefSeq and is a predicted model, not a curated record. Gene Ontology annotation, cellular component: cytoplasm. Gene Ontology annotation, molecular function: protein serine/threonine kinase activity; ATP binding; tau-protein kinase activity. NCBI's taxonomy places the organism in Eukaryota, Metazoa, Chordata, Mammalia, Rodentia, Muridae. Gene Ontology annotation, biological process: intracellular signal transduction; protein phosphorylation; microtubule cytoskeleton organization.
AUGAAGGAGGGCCUGACUCUGAAGCAGGACAUGGAGGCCUGCUCCUCUGUGGAGGACCCCUUCACCACCCACUACAAAAUGAUGAGGGCUUUGGGCCACGGACACUUUCCAGAGGUCAACCUGGCCUUCUGUGUGCCCACAGUGACCCGUGUGGCUGUAAAAACUCUUAGAGAUAAGUACACCUCCAUUAUUGUCAGUGAAAUCAGCGUCAUGAAAUCUCUUAACCGUCCUAACAUAAUCAAGCUGUUUCACAUGGUUAAGAGGGAAGAGAUCACCUACCUGGUGAUGGGGCAUGCCUCAGAGGGAGAGCUGCUGUGGCGCAUCCUAGAACUGGGGUUUUUACAGGAGAGCGAGGCUCAAAGGAUAUUUACCCAGAUUGUACAUGCAGUGAGUUAUUGCCGUGACAAUCAUGUUGUCCACAGAGACAUCAACGCCACGAAUAUCCUCAUGGACUGCAGGGGGAACGCCAAGCUGAUCCAUUUUAGCUUCACUGUCAAAGUCACUCCUGGGCAGAAACUGCGGGGUUUCUGCGGCACUCUAUCCUAUUGUGCCCCAGAACUCUUUGCAGGGGACGCUUACCCCAUGUGGUGUUUAGGUGUGUUCCUCUUCCUCAUGGCCGGGCACUUCCCUUUCUGAGCUUACUCUUUUGUGGACUUGAAGAAGGAGAUCACCUCAGGCAACUUUAGAAUUCCUCACCAUGUUUCCAUCAAUAUUUUCAAUGUCUCGAUCUAUAACUCAGGCUGGAAUGAAA